AUGAAACAAGAGUAUAAGAUUUUAAAGAAAAUAACUCUAUAACAGUUACUAAGCAUAAACAUGUUCUUGUUUAACAGAGAAACAGUGGUCAUGACCAGGAACAGUGAAAUCAAUAUGGCCACCAAUUUGAAGAAAACUGUAAAUCCACAAAUAAAGGCAAUGAUCAAUACUGAUCAGCUGGCAGUGACAGAAGUUCUGCAGGAUGAUCAUAGCCACUGUGAAACAGAAUGGAGACCGGAAGAAGAUUUGUCAGAUGAUGGAGCUUCAGAGAUGUCUCCAGAGAACAGAGAAGAGUUAUGGGACUCCUUCUUGAACAACAGUGAUCCCUACAGUCCACUCUGCUUCUCCUGCCCUGCUGAAGUAAAAGCUUCAGACAGUGAUCAUUGUGAUGAUGAUGAACUUGUUCCUUCUUAUUCUGAAGAGACAGAAAUUGAAAGGAGUGAGGAAGAGGAUAAUGAUUGGUCAGAUGAAGGAGAUUCAGAGAUGUCUCCAGAGAACAGAGAGUUAUGGGACUCCUUCUUGAACAACAGUGAUCCUUACAGUCCACUCUGCUUCUCCUGCCCUGCUGAAGUAAAAGCUUCAGACAGUGAUCAAUGUGAUGAUGAACUUGUUCCUUCUAAUCAUCAAGAGACAGAACCUGAAUGGAGUGAGGAAGAAGAUUCUGAUUGGUCAGAUGAAGGCGAUUCAGAGAUGUCUCCAGAGAACAGCGAGUUAUGGGACUCUUUCAUGAACAACAGUGAUCCCUACAGUCCACUCUGCUUCUCCUGCCCUGCUGGACUGAAAAUAAAGGCAUCAGAGGUUAAACAAAACCACACACCUUCCAGCCCCACAGCCAGAGAGGUUGAGGAGCACAAUCCUGACCAGAAUACAAAGGUGCAUUUCAGUGAGGUGGUGACCAUACACACCCACGAGGCAUGGGGCUUUGCAAGCCAGGGUCGUGCUUUAUGGAGAUGCCGAGAAAUAGAGACCAUUUCAAAAAGAGAGUUGAGAAAGCUGGAGAGCUCAUCAGCCCGUGUCUCACAGCUCAGCACAGAGCCAGAGUUUUGGACAGACUGA
This is a messenger RNA of Tachysurus vachellii, 1056 nucleotides long. Its product is annotated as protein phosphatase 1 regulatory subunit 15B-like. Gene Ontology annotation, biological process: response to endoplasmic reticulum stress. Gene Ontology annotation, molecular function: protein phosphatase regulator activity. NCBI's taxonomy places the organism in Eukaryota, Metazoa, Chordata, Actinopteri, Siluriformes, Bagridae. The record is from RefSeq and is a predicted model, not a curated record. Gene Ontology annotation, cellular component: protein phosphatase type 1 complex; endoplasmic reticulum. The transcript has 3 exons.